Molecule: messenger RNA, 5682 nt
Organism: Bursaphelenchus okinawaensis
Lineage: Eukaryota; Metazoa; Nematoda; Chromadorea; Rhabditida; Aphelenchoididae
Source: the annotation of a GenBank genome assembly
AUGUCUCUGAUCUUUCGCCGAACCCAAUCUUCCUCAAGAUGGCUGUCUGUUCGUUGUUGUAGCAAGAAGAUGAAGAAGGUUGAAGCUCCGAUGGACGAGCCUUUGGGUCGGGAGUUAUACCUCGAAAAUCAGGUGGUUCGAUUCAUCUUAAACGCUCCAAAGAACCGAAAUGCAUUGUCUCUGGAGCUUAUGAAGAUGUUGAGGAAUGAGUUGGAGCAAGUUGACAAGAUUCAGAAGGUCAGAGCUGUGAUUUUGGCCGGCAAAGGACCAGCAUUCUCUGCUGGACAUGAUCUCAGACAAUUGGUACGUAUUUUUGUUUGUUUAUUGGUGUUUAGGUAAUGUCUUGGAUCCAAAUUGAUGUUAUAAUAUUGCUUUGAUUGUGUACUUUGUUCAGAAGCUAAUUUAAUGAAAGAACACAGGCUUUUAAAAAUUAAAACGUUCUUAUUUUGUGGGUCAUGGUUAACAUAACUUAUUUUGGUCGUUUGUGGAUGAAUAUUUAAGCUGUUUGACGAUCACAUAGUAUAAUUAUAAUCUUCAUUGUCUUGGCUUUGAUUCAUGUAUAAAUUCAUAGAAUUGUCUAACGUUUUUGUAAAAAAAAUCAAGUAUUCGCGUCAAAGGAUCAUGUGUAAUAUAUAUAACUUUUUAAUGUGCAAGGUCUACAAGAAUUUUUGAAGUGAAUUAGUUGUUUUUGGUUUCUUUGGAUUCUUGUUUUUAAUAUAAAAAGAAGUUUGACUGUUUUAAAAGUAUUUUUAAGUAACAAAAUAAGUUUUUCGCAUCAAAGGGUCAUGGAUAACAUAAUUUUAUGUUUCUUUCUUUUUAAAUAUCGGUAUAAUAUGAUGAUUGCAACGUUCUGAUUAAAACGUAUUUUAGACAGACGAAAAAGGCUUUGGUCAACAUGUAGAAAUCUUUUCGGAAUGCACCAAAUUGAUGUCAGUCAUUAGGGCAAUGCAGCUACCUGUUAUUGCCGAAGUGAGCGGAAUUGCAAGCGCUGCUGGAUGCCAAUUAGUGUCAACUUGUGAUGUUGUCGUUGCUAGUGAGGAGUCCAAAUUCUCCGUGCCUGGGUACGUCUAAAACACGGUUUUCGAGCUUGUUUUAGGUAUAAACAACAUUUACUUAACCUUAAUUUUCAGAUUAAAAGUCGGAUUGUUUUGCUCAACACCAGGUAUUCCACUUGGCCGAAGCAUUUCGGAUAAGUUGGCCAUGGACAUGUUACUCACAGCGCGGGCUAUCUCAGCUGAAGGUAAGGCUGUUUUUUUAGCUUAUGAAAAAGGUUUUUGCCAUUUUUCUGCUUUGAUAAGAGGUCUUUUCUAAUUUUUUGUUUGUAAAGAAAGUUAUUGCCACUUUUGUUUUGUAAAGAAACUUCUUGUUAUUUUAUGUUUUGCAAAUAAAUUCUUCGUCAUUUCUUUUUUUGUAAAGAAAGUUAUUGCAAUUUUUAUGUUUUGUAUUGAAAAUUCUUUUCAUUUUUUGUAUUGUAAAGUAAGUUUUUGCCAUUUUUUAGUUUGUAAAGAAAGUUAUUGCCAUUUUUGUUUUGUAAAGAAAGUUUUUGUAAUUUAAAUUCGUCUCUUAAUUCAUUGACUGCUCUAAUCGUAUAAUAGUUUAUUUUUAUUUAUUUUAGAAGCCAAAAAUGCAGGUCUAGUCUCACGUGUAGUACCAAAAGACGAUGUCAAGUACGAGGCGUUGAAAGUAGCUGAAGAUGUGUGUAAUAUGAGCAGAAGUGUGGCAGCGUUGGGAAAAGCCUUCUAUUACGCUCAAAAGGAGAUGAAGUUGAACGAUGCUUACAGGUGGGUUGGGCUUUUGAACCUGAUUUUUGAAAUUUUUGAUUUUGAAUUUGUAUGAAAUUUAAAAAAAUUCGAGUUUUUUAAAUUUUUGAACUUUCUUCAAUUUAAAAAUUUGAAAUUUUGAGUUUUUUUCGAAGAAACAUAUUGUUUUAAGUCUGGUUUUUCAAUUUUAAAUGAUCUUUUUGGCUAUCUUUUUAAUUUAUGGUUGAUGCAAAAAGAAUGGCGCGUCUUCAAAAUAUUUUUUUGGAUCUUAUCAAUUUUUUAAAAAUUUUACUGUUUUUUGACCGCUUUCUCAAAAAAAAAUGUUCAAAGACCUCUUCCAGAAAGAGUACAGUAGGAAAGCGGGCGAACAUUUGAGGGAUUAUGUUCGGACGGCUCAUCGCCUCGGGGGAAAAACGUUUUCCCUCCGCUUUAUUGUCGCCAAAUUGAUUAAAACGCAAAAAACGAGCGACAUCAGUCGAAAUAACUUGUUUUUUCGAAAGCAUACUGUAGUUGAGGAAAGAAAAAAUAUAGGUACAGUAGGAUUUUUUUUCAAAAAAAAUUUUUUUUUGAGUUUGUAAGAACUUUGUUUACAGGCAAUGAUAAGGGAGGUUUUUUUUUUGGUUUUGUUACCUAAAAUUACUAUUAUGUGGUUCAAUUAAUUACGUGCCCGUCUUGAAUACGGGGUUAGGGGGGCACAGAAUUAUUUGAACAGCUUAAUAAGUCUCAUUAAUAGCUAUUUGAUAUGAAUAUAACUCAAGUAUACUACGACAUGAUGCCUAUAUAACUCAGAGAUUACUAUAACUUGCUGUCGAUAUAACUCAAGAUUACUAUACCUCAAACUCUGUCACCUCGAUGCCCUUGCCCUUCUCAAUAUAACCACAAAUUUUUACGACGUGUAGCGACAUAGCAUAAGAAAUGAGUGCGUGAUGGUCCUAAAAUUGUCUCCUUUCAACAAUUUUUUGAUGGAUUUGCAGCCGGAGUAAAAGUGAAAGCAACAAUGUAAUUUAACUUUGUCACAAAUUUCGCCCGUUUGAAUUCUCGAUUUUGACAGCCGAAUAUGUGAGUGGCUUUGGGUAUUAUAUUUAUAGGUGAUAUAUUAGGUUGUUAACAUAAUUCUGCGCCCCCUUACCUCAAAAAUUUGCUUUGAGAAGGGCGCAGAAUUAAAUGAACAACUUAAUAGAUAGGGAUAUUUACAGUAGGUUAUUUAUAAGUGAUAUAUACAGGGGUAGUUACCGUAGGUUAGUGUUUGGUUGGUAGGGAUGGGUAGAGUAGGGUAGGCUAAUAUUAGGCUGUGGUUCACAAAAUUAAGUGUAUCUCGAAGAUUCUAUUGCCAAUUAACAUGGUUUGUAUUGCAAAUGGUAGCUAACAGUCUAAGCUUUAACAGAAUUUUACUCUUGUGGCUAAACAUACAGGUUGUUUUCUAUAAGUUACUCUGUUAGAGUUGAUGAUACUCAUUUUAUGCUCGAAAUCUUGAUUUUUUUCAAAAUUCUUUCAAGAUUUUAAAUGCUUCUAAACUCGGGCCAAAAGCCACGGUGUUAAUUCUCAUCUCCGGCUCAAUUAAAAUACGGUUUUAAUUAGGAUAAUUUGGUUCCGUUCCAUAAAACUGACUCAAUUACGGUACCCGCAGAUGCGCCUAAUGCCCGCGCAUGUCGCAAUUUGGCGCACAAUAUUCUGAGACUCGUAAAACAUGCCAUGAAUGUUGCAAUCUCUCCGGGGAUUCGAAAGGCCAAUUUCGCUUGGACCAAGCCAAGAAUAAGGUCAAGACGUUAAAUGUCGAGAAGCGGAGAGCAGGUGCGGGAAAAAUUGGCGCACGGCGUUGUUGGACAUUUAAAAAUGAAUUUUGAUCGGAAUGAAGGGGUUUUGAGAGUAAAAAUGAUAGCAGAGUAAAACUUCCGAAAAACUCAAGGAAAAGUUGAUUGAAAAAGCCUAAAAGUAGUUUUUUACUUUAUAUUUUUUACUGUAUCAUACUUUGAAUUUUGUCUAUGCUCGUUAUAAGCAACUUAAAAGAGUACUGUUUUUUGUUUGCUGUAGGGAGAGUUGUCGAUAUGAGUGUUUUACAUAAUGCCGUUUCUUUGAAUCAUAUGCAUGAAUUGGGCGUACAGUAUGAUUUAAAAAAACGGCAUUAUCUGAAAGGCUUCAUAAAGAUAACUAUCACUCCAGUGAACGAUAAACGGUUCUUUUUUGAAUUGCAUAUAACGAGUAUCGACUAACAAGGAAAGUGCCCGACCUGCCCCGCUCUGAUUGACUUCAAACUUUUUAUAAAGAAAGAUCAUGUAAAUAUAAGAUCUUCAGCAAACUACUAAGUCGCGCUUUUCAGGAAAUCUCGAGAAAUUCGAGAUUGAAAAAUGACAUUUUGAAUUUCCCGCCAACUUGGCAUUGUGUUUCAAGCUUGUAACUUUGUCAUUUUUUGACUUUUAGUUAUUUUUCUUUGAUAUAUUAGUAGAAUACCUUUGAAUGGACCUACAUUUUUAAAUUUGUACGCGUAUCUUGUCUUGAAAGCCCUAAAAAGUGCUUGAAACACAAUGCCAAAUUUGCCAAAUUGGCGGGAAACCCAAAUAAUUUAAAUUUAAAACUCAAAAGCGCGAGCUAAAAUUUUUUAUGGGUACUAUUGGUGGUACAAAGAAUUCAUAUAAAAGUUUUGAGAUGAUUCCGAGCGGGGCAGGUAGGGUACUUUCCUUGUAAGUUUGACGUUUGGUAUAUUAAACAGUAUAAAGUUAAUUUGAUACAGUAAAAAACCUACUUUUUUCUUUUUCUAUUAACUAUUCAGUGAGGAAUAGGUUAAAAAAUCUACUGUAUUUUCUAAAUUUCAAGACUUUUUAAUCAAUUGUUCCUUGAGCAAAGCAUAAUUAAAAUUUGAAACAUCUCUUCCAGUAUGCUUGCUUUAUGUUUGCACUAAAAACGGAAAUGCGCAAGAUUAAAAAAACCGGCGGAUUCACAAAGCGUGCGAAGCGACCGGAAAGAUAACUGUAACCGAUCAUCGGCAAGAACGCAUUUGAACUCGGGAUUCGAAUGGAAUAAUCCAAUUUCCUACAAAAGAAGCACGGAUUAGUGGGCUUUGUUACUCAUACAACAACUACUUUUUGUUGUUGUAAGAGGCCAUUGGUCCGCUUUAACAGAAUGUGCUUUUUAAGUAUUGCUAUAUCGACAAUCUUAAAUUGGCCGUAGUUAGGCUUAUUGGGCCGGGCCCAAUUUUUUGGUUUUCUUUGGGCACCGGCCUUCGAGCUCAGUAGCUGGCUGGGUUUUUUUUUAAAUUUGCUUUGGUCUUUCUUAUAUAAAAUCAUCAAAAUUAUGAUUGGUAUGGUACUGCUUUUAAGCCUUCAGUUAUCAUUAAUUUUAAUGCUGAAACAUAUUAAAAAACGAUUACAAAGUAAGUAGCUUUAACAUUAUAUUCGUUUCAAACGUUCUGUAAUUCAAAUCUUUCGUUGUGGGACCCGACCUGGACCCGUGAGGCUUGAUUUGGGCUGCGGCCUUCGUUUACACGUUACCGCCUGGCCCUUUUUAAAUCUGCUUUGGCCUUGCUUAGUCCAGUCUUGGGUUGGGCGUAGUAAAUUCCCUUUCAGGUUUAUCGAUAGCAUAAAAUUUGUAUUUUUAAAAUUAUUUUUUGUUAACAGAAAUCUUUUUGUUUCUUAUUUUUGGUCUGAUUUUCGUCUUUUUGGUGACCAAAGCUUUCUUUAUCUGCUUUUUUUGUCUAAAAAGUUCUCUAUGAUAAUCAAGAUAUUUUUUUUAAAAAAACUUUCAUUUUUUAAAUUUUUUUAAAGCAAUUUUUAGUUUGACGUUAAAAAAUAAAAGAAAUUUUUGUUGCAGAUUCGGCGAAAAAGUGAUGACCGAAAAUUUGAAAUUAAAAGAUUGCCAGGAGGGAAUUGAUGCUUUCAUCGAAAAGCGCACCGCCGCCUGGACCCAUUCGGAUGAACGCGUGAAUUAA